UGCAUUGUUCGCAUGCCAUUCAGUGAUAGGCAUGUUAUUGAUCUUGGAGAGAUGUGAUUUGUUUACCGAAUCGCUCGCAGGUGUAGAUUAAUAUUUAUUGCACUUAGUAGCUAUUGCAGUGCCAGAUUUCACGGUUUAAUUAUGAAAAAAAAAGUUUUGAAGUCUUUAUGGAUACCCGCUGCCACUUUUAAUCUUGACUUUUCGAACAAAAAAAAAUAAUCAUUUUAGCUCUGGUGAUCUUCACUUACUUACAAGCACCACAUCAACAAUUGUCGCACAGCCCAACAACGACUCCACCUCGGCUGGAGUGUUUACGAGCACGAUGGUUGUGCCGGUUGACACAGAUGGCGCGAACUCUGAAGAGAUAACCACCACCAUCAUAAAGACGACAAGAGUCACAGAGACUGUGACGACCUCGAGCGAUUGAAUGGUGAUGAACUGAGUGGCUGAUACGAUACGACGACGCACAUUCACUAGCCAGCCGCUGACUGCAGGAAAUAAGUGAAUCAACAGCAGCCAAAUAAUGAAAUAAAAGCAUUUAGCAUUAAUUUAUACACAAUUAAGUUAUAUGUACUGAGCACACAGAUUGGCUUGAAUGCCAUGCAACGAACUCCCAGUUAGAUGUACACACUUGCAUACACAUAUUUGUAGCAGAUAAGUUCAUGGAAAACGAAAACAUUGUAAAUAGCGAUUUCUUUUUUUUUUUGAAAUUUGUGUAAUAAAUAAUAACUUUUAUUAAAAGCGAGCGCACUGGGUGUACGAUAUUUCACUAAAUAAACACCCGCCCGCCCACCCUUUCCUUUUAUGAUAACAGGCAUCGGGUGUAUUUCGAAGCAAAUCGGUUAUUCACCAGCCGUUGGUUGCUGCACAAACUUUGAAACGCGUUUGAGUACGCGCAUCGGCACUUAAUUGCAGCGUAGAAUCGAUUGCGCGUGAAAAAUAAAACAAAAUGUUAUUCUUAUUGAGCUGGCGCAGCAGACAAGAUCAGUAAUUUACGCCGCCGACUACCGCACUGCCCCUUCCAUUGGCCGCUGUCCAUCCAGUUCUAAUCAGUCGACUCGCGCGCAGCAUUAAAAAGCGCUCGUUUAAUCGUCAAUCAGUUUAGUUUAAAUACCCGUCGCGGCAACAACAUCCCUCUCAGUCAGCGAGUGUUCGGCGCGCACAGUUCUCAGGCAAUUCUAAUUUUAAUUAAAUUAAAUUAAAACUAAAAUCGACAUUCAAAUUGAAAUUCGCACGUCACCAACCUGAUUGAACUGGCCAGUUAUUCUACAGCGCUGUCGCGUUUUUGGUUCAAAUAAUUUUUUAUUUUUUUUUUAAUUGAUUAACUUAUUGUUGCUAUUGUUCUUGUUGAACAGUUGGUGUACUCGUGACAAAUGGCACAAGCUGUACUCUUGUUAAUGGCCGCCAUCAUGGCGAUCAGCAGUUUGACGCAAGGUUUCGUGCUGCCCCACUUUGCGCAGCUGAUGGGCGCCGACUACGAGUAUGCCGAAGAGACGCCGGCCGCGCCCACACCAACCACCAACUACAUCAUGCGCAUCGCGCACCCCAACGAGUUGCGUGAGCCCGGCGUGGCCGAGGUCACUAAAUUCAUUGAUGCCGGUGCAGCCAAGGCCGCUGCGCCAACCAGCAAUCAGGAGAGUGCAGAGGCUAACUCAGCCGGUGAGGCAAAGGUGGCGCACAAGGCAGGCGAAGAGCCAUGUCGGCGCCAAGGCAAGACGCUCACCUACACGGAGCUCGAUCAACUGCUGGCCAAUUGGCAAAUGGACAAGGAGCGGAACGCCUACAACAUGCAGGCCAGCAACCGAUAUGGCAUCCACGCGCGUCGGAACUGAGCGGAUCAGCGCGUUUUUUUUUGUUUUAUUAAAUCGAAAAUAGUGUAUUUUAUCAUAGUUGAAUAGGGGCUGACUGUAAAGGCGCAAAUGCUAGCAGCACUGAUAAGCCGUUGGGUAGACACGGUGGGCGGGGUAGGGGAGUUUGCGCUGAUAAUUAUUUUUUUAAAGCUUUUAUUGUUUGAUCAUUGUUAAAUUAAUUGUUCCAUAAGAACGCGCUUGGUGUUGCGCCUUCUUAGCAGCCGCCUUAGCAUUGGAAACGGCCACGGCGUUGCGACUGUUGGACGAAUGCAGAGUGGGAAAUGUUUAAUUACCAACUCGUUAACGUAUCUCGAAUGUGCCGCCUGUCUACAAAUAUUUGUUAAGCUACAUUUAUCUCAUGUUAAUACUAUUUGUAAUCAUUGUUAAAAUAAAAGACUCGACUAGAGUUGGCAAAAAAAGAACAGAUAACUAAAUGGAACAGAACGAAA
This is a messenger RNA of Rhagoletis pomonella (apple maggot), 2299 nucleotides long. RefSeq lists its product as uncharacterized. Lineage: Eukaryota; Metazoa; Arthropoda; Insecta; Diptera; Tephritidae. Bases 1374 to 1832 code for a protein of 152 amino acids. The transcript is spliced from 2 exons. The record is from RefSeq and is a predicted model, not a curated record.